UGAUGUUGAGUAGUUACUAGGCACCGCUCAUCACGCUCAGCUGUGGAUUAAUCCUCUAAAGAAGAUUUUGUUUGUAAUGUAUGUUUACAGUUAAUGUAAUCGUUUUCUCAACGGAGCACGCCUUCUCUGCCGAAUUAAAUGCAACUAUAAUGUGAAACGCUGUUUAUCGUGUGACCCUCCGUCAGGUUCAGUGUGUCACAGAAGUCUGCUAUGUUCAACCCCAGUGAAUUAGAAGGUGAAGUGGAUCAUUCAUUUUUCGAUAGUGGCUGUGAUGAUAACGGCAUCAGCAGAGAUGGAGUUGAAAAGAACAAUGAUAUGGAGAACCCUUCACCACACGAGAGGCUUCAUGCAGAACAGACUGAAAAAACAAAAGUUGGUUUGUCCCUGAGGACUAAUGAAACAACAAUCCACCUGGAUCAAAUGGUACACGAGGAGGAUGUGUACAGUCAGAGUCUUAGUGAAACUGAAGAAGCAUUGCCUCCCAAUUUCAAGCACUCAGGCUCGAAAAGUAGAAAUAAACAAUCUCCUAAAAAACUGACAAGAAACCAACACACUCGAAGUCCAUCUCCUUCUUCAACUGAAACCAGUGUGGAUGCAGACUCAGAAAGCUCCUGUAGUAGUAAGCAUGGAAGAAGCAGUUUAGGUUCCUCCAGCCCUCCCAAACCCAACAAGUCUUCUUUAUCCCCUGGAGACAGAAGGACCAGUGUGGGCUCAGCAGGAUCUUGCGAUUUGCCUUCCAGCUGUACAGAGGAGUCAGAUGAUACAGCAACUGAUGUAAGCCCCCUUUCCUCUCCAGACAUCAGCCCUCUCCAGUCACUGGACCUGGAGCACACAGAGGGAAGCCAAGAAGCACAGCAGCAGAAAAGUGUGCCCUCCAGUGGCCUUAGCAACAUACAUCAAGAUGAGGACUCGGACCAGGAUGUGAAUGAGAGCUCUCUCAGUUCAGAGAGACAACUUGGACGUAGACUGAUUCUCCACUGUCCUGGUGGGAGGAACAUUAAGAACUACUCAUUCACCAACGAUGAUGUGCAGCGCAUAGAUCGCGAGAACCAGCGACUUCUUCAUGAGCUCUCACGCCUUUCUCCUGGGCCCAGCCUAGGAAGUGCAGCGAGGAAGAAAACCAAUAUGGCCAAUAACUCGCCUCUUGUUCGCCUCUCUCACAGUGCACUCAACAGGCAGCGAGAACAGCAACGCAUCGAGAGGGAGAACCUGGCUUUCCUGAAGAGGCUGGAGUCUGUCAAACCUACACCUGGCCUGAGGCGCUCAGAACAACUGGCAGACUACCACCGCCAUGCUGGAUACUUGGGAGGUCCUUCAUACCCCUUGUGUAGUAGGUCCACCUCAAAGAAAGAGAGGCCUACCAGCAGGACAGUCUCAGGUGCCAGUUCUGCCCACCUCAGUUCCAGCGCAGUUUCUACCACCACUGACUCCAGCAGCACACCUGUAGCCAGGUCAAAAAACUGAGCACAGCCUGACCAACCUGGUUCUGAGAACACUGCUGUUUUCAGACCUCUAAUCUAAGAAGAAGUAUACCGCUGGUUCCUUUUAGUUCUAUCUGUUGGUAUCUAUUCAUCACUAUUGUAAUGCAGUCAAACAGUCCAACUGUAGCUUCUGAAUACUGCAGUAUCUAUAAAACACUGCCUGCUGUAUGUUUGUAGAAAAUAUUGGCCUUAAUUCAGCAAUUGUAUUGAAAUUUUGAGAAUAACAAACCAUUACUAUUAUGAGCAAUAUUUCAGUUAAGUCUUUAAAUUGCUCUAUUUGCCUCCCCUCACAUUAGUACAUUUUGCACUAAAGAAUUGUUUUUAAACAUUUAAGAAGGUAUUUUAAAGCAUAUUUGGAUGUUGUCUAUAUUAAGUUUUAUAUAAAAUAAAGCUGCUUGUUCCACUAGUUAGCAUUGUGCUAUUUGACAACUUCAAACAGAAGAAUCUAAACUCAUCUCUUAUAAAACAUAUUAGUCACCACUGUGUACUAAUUGGGCUCAUUCCACAAACAAGAGGAUUCUUUAAUAGUUUUUUUUAAAGCUAUGAUAUUGUAUACUUAACUAUUCAGUGUAGUUUUCUGGUACUUGUGAUUAAAUUAUAAUAAACCAAAA
Monopterus albus (swamp eel) is the source of this 2092-nucleotide messenger RNA. It is a transcript of the gene cfap97, whose product is annotated as cilia and flagella associated protein 97. Bases 211 to 1464 code for a protein of 417 amino acids. The record is from RefSeq and is a predicted model, not a curated record. Gene Ontology annotation, biological process: spermatogenesis. NCBI's taxonomy places the organism in Eukaryota, Metazoa, Chordata, Actinopteri, Synbranchiformes, Synbranchidae. The transcript has 5 exons.